Messenger RNA from Endocarpon pusillum Z07020, 765 nucleotides. RefSeq lists its product as uncharacterized. The record is from RefSeq and is a predicted model, not a curated record. The transcript has 5 exons. Gene Ontology annotation, biological process: superoxide metabolic process. Gene Ontology annotation, molecular function: metal ion binding; superoxide dismutase activity. The coding region runs from base 1 to 765 and encodes 254 amino acids. NCBI's taxonomy places the organism in Eukaryota, Fungi, Ascomycota, Eurotiomycetes, Verrucariales, Verrucariaceae. Gene Ontology annotation, cellular component: mitochondrion.
AUGGCUACAGCUCUGUUCAGAAAGUCAGUAGCUACGAUAGCGCGUCGAGGGAGUCCCUUCAAUGCCGCCAAAACAGCUGCUUCGGCAAGCACGAGCUUUGUCCGCGGCAAAGCUACGUUACCAGACCUGCCCUAUGAUUACGCCGCUCUCGAACCAUCUAUUUCCGGCAAGAUCAUGCAACUGCAUCACGACAAUCACCAUAAAACCUACGUAAAUUCAUACAACCAAGCAGUUGAGAAAUUCUUGGAUGCGGAAUCUAAAGACGACAUUGCAGCCAAGAUUUCCCUCCAACCAUUGAUCAAUUUUCACGGCGGAGGUCAUAUCAACCAUUCACUGUUCUGGGAGAAUCUUGCGCCAAAGCAAUCUGGUGGAGGGGAGCCACCAUCCGGGUCUCUCGCCAAAGCCAUUGACGAGACAUAUGGUAGUCUAGACGAGAUGAAGAAGAAGUUCAACACAGCUCUAGCCGGAAUUCAAGGCAGUGGAUUAUACUUCUAUCAUAUUUGUUUGACACAUUCCACCACGCUCGAAGACUUCCUCGAAGACUCCCUCGAAGACUCCCUCGAAGACUCCCUCGUGUGUGAUGGAGGUAUGCUGAUGAUGAUUGAACAGAACCAAGACCCUGUUGUCGGCCAGUACAAGCCUCUCCUGGGCAUUGAUGCUUGGGAACAUGCAUACUACCUGCAGUAUCAAAAUCGCAAGGCUGAAUACUUCGCUGCUGUUUGGGACGUUGUCAACUGGAAAGCGGCAGAGAAACGCUUCCACUAA